Messenger RNA from Trichoderma atroviride IMI 206040, 954 nucleotides. RefSeq lists its product as uncharacterized. Gene Ontology annotation, molecular function: feruloyl esterase activity. The record is from RefSeq and is a predicted model, not a curated record. NCBI's taxonomy places the organism in Eukaryota, Fungi, Ascomycota, Sordariomycetes, Hypocreales, Hypocreaceae.
AUGAAAGUUACAAGCAUCAGCUUACUCGGCCUAUUCGCGACCUACGCGUCAGCUUCCUCCCAUUACACUGGGGGCGAUACAUCUGGUUGCGGAAAGAGUCACUGGUUCAACGGCAUCCCGCAGAUCCGCACUCUCACAUCGAGCGGCGUGGAUCGCAGCUAUGGAAUACACCUACCGUCGAAUUACUCUGAGAAUAACCAGUAUCCAACCAUCCUAGGCUUCCAUGGCUCAAGCAGUAUUGGAUUCUUCUUCGAGGCCGACACUGGCCUCGAUGACUCCGAAUAUACGGGAGACAAGAUCAUGGUGUAUCCGAAUGGGCUCGGGGGAGCAUGGGCUGGCGCAAAUUAUUCCGCAGCCUCAGUCCAAGAAGACCUACAGUUCGUCUGGGAUGUGUUGGUAGACCUGAGGAAAAAUUGGUGCAUUGACAGUGCCAGGAUUUAUGCGACUGGCCUGUCUAUUGGCGGAGGCUUUGUUGACACCAUUGCUUGCAACGCCACUGUUGGCGGCGAGUUUGCGGCUUUCGCACCUGCGUCUGGGUCUUUCUAUACCAAUAACGAUGAUAACCAUGAAAACUGCGAACCUGCUCGUGUGCCUAUGCCAAUUCUCGAAUUCCAUGGCGGUGCCGACACAGACGUCAAAUAUGAUGGUGGUGAAGGCGAAGGUGGCAUUGAGCCCGCCAUUCCAGAUUGGCUGAGCUGGUGGGCGCAACGAAACGAGUGCGAUGAGCAAUACGAGCAAGUGGACUUGUUUAAUGACGAUGUCCACCACCUAAGCUGGACGUGUAAUGGUCAGACCGGCGUCGUGCAGCACUACAAGACCGAUGAUCAGAAGCACGACUGGGCUUCAACAGGCAUCAACUUUUCACAACUAGCAGCUGGAGACUUGCCAACGCACAUCUCGGCCAGUGCUCUUAUUCAGAGUUUUUUCAUGAAGUUUACUCGUCCGGAGGCUUAG